CCGUUAGACCCGGGCGCAGGAGUCCUGAGCUAACGUGGACCAAUCAAGCUCCUAGGGAGGAUCCUCCGCUGGAAAGUAGGCGUGGCCUAGGAGGGAAAUCACCCGAAACGCAGGGGAGGUCCUUGCCCGGGAAAACGCCCUCUGCAGUGAAGAGAGACCACGCCGCCAUGCCUCCCACUUGGGCGCACGGAGCCCUCUUCCUCCUCCUGCCACCGCUGCUGCUGCGGGCCGGGCUGGCUGUGCCCCUGGAGCGGGGGGUGCCGGAGAAGGAGAGCCCCGCGACCGAGAGCCCGGACACGGGCCUCUACUACCACCGGUACCUACAGGAGGUCAUCAACGUGCUGGAGACAGACGGGCACUUCCGGGAGAAGCUGCAGGCUGCCAACGCCGAGGAUAUCAAGAGUGGGAAACUGAGCCGAGAACUGGACUUCGUCAGCCACCAUGUCCGCACCAAGCUGGAUGAGCUCAAGCGACAGGAGGUGUCACGGCUGCGGAUGCUGCUCAAAGCCAAGAUGGAUGCAGAACAGGAGACCAAUGUGCAAGUGGAUCACCUAAAUCUUCUGAAGCAGUUUGAACACCUGGACCCACAGAACCAGCACACAUUUGAGGCCCGAGACCUGGAGCUGCUCAUCCAGACGGCCACCCGGGACCUUGCACAGUAUGAUGCUGCCCAUCAUGAGGAAUUCAAACGCUACGAGAUGCUCAAGGAACAUGAGAGACGCCGUUACCUAGAGUCACUGGGUGAGGAACAGCGGAAAGAGGCAGAGAGGAAGCUGGAAGAGCAACAGCGCCGGCACCGGGAGCACCCCAAAGUCAAUGUGCCUGGCAGCCAAGCCCAGUUGAAGGAGGUAUGGGAGGAACUGGACGGAUUAGACCCCAACAGGUUUAACCCCAAGACCUUCUUCAUACUGCAUGACAUCAACAGUGAUGGCGUCCUGGAUGAGCAGGAGCUAGAGGCCCUCUUCACGAAGGAGCUGGAGAAGGUGUACGACCCAAAGAACGAGGAGGAUGACAUGCGGGAGAUGGAGGAGGAGCGCCUGCGCAUGCGGGAGCACGUGAUGAAGAAUGUGGACACAAACCAGGACCGGCUAGUGACCCUGGAGGAGUUCCUUGCGUCCACACAGAGGAAGGAAUAUGGGGACACUGGGGAGGGAUGGGAGACAGUGGAAAUGCACCCAGCCUACACAGAGGAAGAGCUGAGGCGUUUUGAGGAGGAGCUGGCCGCCCGGGAGGCAGAGCUGAAUGCCAAGGCCCAGCGCCUCAGCCAGGAGACAGAGGCCUUAGGGCGGUCUCAGGGCCGCCUGGAAGCCCAGAAGAGAGAGCUGCAGCAGGCCGUUCUGCACAUGGAGCAAAGGAAGCAGGAGCAGGAGGCCCGUAACGCACCCCCUGCCAGCCCUGAAGGAGAGCUCAAGUUCCACCCCGACACAGGUGAUGUCCCUGUCCCAGCUCCAGCUGGUGACCAGAAGGAUGUUGAUACUUCUGAAAAGAAGAUUCCUGAACAGCCUCCUGAGGUGCCCCAGCUGGAUUCUCAGCACCUAUGAUCCUCCAGGAACCCCAGCCCUCCUCAUUCCUACAGUGACAGCUGACAGGAGCUGGAGGAAGUCUCUCAGCCAGCCUUCUCCAGGGUCAGCAGCACACGACCUCCAAGAGGAGGGGGACAGGGUAGCGUUUCAUGCAUUGCUUCUCAGGCCCUGUAUACGACCAUAUUGCAGGUCUCAGCUUUCCUAGCUUCUGAGUCUGUGGUUCUUUCUUCCUGUCCCUUCCCUGGGGCCUGCCUUCUCUCAUGUCCAAUCAGGUACCCACUGGGUCAGCUUAAUUUGGGGAUGCCCCUGCUUGCUCUCAGGAGCACCAGCUCUGUGCCUGCCUUCCCAGAGGGUUUGGCCUCAGCUGCCCCUGGUUGAGGUUGCUCAGGCUUCUUGUGUCCCCACAGCUGCCUGGAAUCCUGCCUGCUGCUCUGGGCCCAGCUUCUUCUGGUUUAUGGGAACUUAGAUGGUCCUGCAAGACCUUGUCCUACUUUUGGUGGGACCAGUGAUGCCUCAGUGUCCUUUCUGUGGCUGAAUGCUGAGGGACAGGAGGGCUCUCAGCAUAGCUGGUUAGCUCUGCUACCUGGAGUCUGGACUCUCCCUGGACCCCUGGCUUCCAGCCACCUCUUGGCCCCCAGCCCCACCCCACACUGCCCUGGGAGG
Molecule: messenger RNA, 2186 nt
Organism: Sciurus carolinensis (gray squirrel)
Lineage: Eukaryota; Metazoa; Chordata; Mammalia; Rodentia; Sciuridae
Gene: Nucb1
Product: nucleobindin 1
Exons: 13
Coding region: 168-1541 (457 amino acids)
Cellular component (GO): extracellular exosome; endoplasmic reticulum-Golgi intermediate compartment
Molecular function (GO): calcium ion binding
Source: RefSeq, a predicted model, not a curated record